Molecule: messenger RNA, 6232 nt
Organism: Etheostoma spectabile (orangethroat darter)
Lineage: Eukaryota; Metazoa; Chordata; Actinopteri; Perciformes; Percidae
Product: neuroligin-4, X-linked
Exons: 9
Coding region: 965-3586 (873 amino acids)
Cellular component (GO): membrane
Molecular function (GO): neurexin family protein binding
Source: RefSeq, a predicted model, not a curated record
AGUGCUAGGUGCGUAUCAUUGGAUCAGUAGCUGCUGCCUGCCACACUGUCCAAUCGCAUCAAGGGAGAGAGAGAGACACGGGGAAACGGAGAUAGAGGUAGCGAGAGAGAGAUGGGGGAGGGAGGAAAGAAAGGAAGAGAGGGAGAUUGAUCAUUUGAACGUCCUGGGCCUUGCGAUCCUUGGAAAAACACUUACUACAUCCAAAAAAAGAAUUUCGCUUCUUUUUUUCCGACUGAAGGCUUGAGGGCUGUUUUUUUUCCUUGUUUUGUUUUUUGAGUUAUUGCCACCCAGGAGACGUGCCAUCGCCACCACCACCAGCAGCAGCAGUAGAAGAGGAAUAUCUCCCAAUAUCCCAUCCCGGGCACGUCGGAUAAGCUGCAGCAGCGAAAACACGAGGCGAAUAUUGCGGUGGACAGGAACAAGAACAUGGUCCGUGGGAUUUCACACCUCUCACCCUGGCUGGGAGGCAGUUUGUGCUUGUUAUGGGGGUGACCGGAAGGAGAGAGUGACAGAGGAACAGUGAUGCUACUGUUUACAUAACGAGAGACUCACACACACACACACACACACACACACACACAUACAGACGCGCACGCGCACGCACACGCACACGCACACUCACCAGCACGCACACACACAAACACACACACACACACACAUGCUAAAAUCGCCAAUCCAGGACAUACACGCUUAAACACUUCCACACAUACAUACACACACAGACACGCAUUCAAGGGACUCGCUGACUGAGUCACCAUACACUCAGAGGCACAGAAUUACUGACUCACACACAGGACCAAAAACAGACACAUACACAAAAAGAAAAAGGUUGUUUGCAAGAGUCAGGACGGUGUGUUGUGUGUACUAUGGCCAAGCUGAGCAGCAGCUGUGUGUGAGCAUUGGAUACCUCUGAAGGGUCAACACAGCUGUAACCCCCCCCCCCCCCCCCACACCACACACCAUCAUGUCCGAGCCGAAGACCAGGAGAACUCCCUCUGCCUUGUCUUCUCUCCCAUCCUUCUCCCCAAUUCUAUCCCUCCUCCUCUCCCUCUGCCUCUCAAUUUCCCUCAAUCCGGCCUCUUCAUCGGCACAGCAGACUGUGCCUGUCAUCUCCACGGCACAAGGCCGCAUCCGUGGCAUCCUGACCCCGCUGCCGUCUGACCUCCUGGGGCCAGUCAUCCAGUACUUGGGAGUACCAUAUGCAAGGCCUCCAACAGCGGACCGGCGCUUCCAGCCGCCCGAGCCUCCUUUGCCCUGGCCAGGAAUACGAAAUGUGACGCAGUUUGCACCCGUGUGCCCGCAGUCGCUGGAUGAGAGGAGCAUGCUGGGAGAUAUGAUGCCUUCCUGGCUCACAGCUAACCUGGAUAUAGCGGCAACGUACCUCACUCACCAGAGUGAGGACUGUCUCUACCUCAAUAUCUACGUGCCCACUGAGGAAGACAUCCAUGAGGAGGGGGGUCAGCGGCCGGUGAUGGUCUACGUCCACGGGGGCUCUUACACAGAAGGCACUGGUAACAUGAUGGAUGGCAGCGUGCUGGCAAGCUACGGCAACGUCAUUGUCAUAACCCUCAACUAUCGCCUAGGAGUACUGGGAUUUCUCAGUACAGGUGACCAGGCAGCAAAAGGGAACUACGGCUUGCUGGAUCAGAUCCAGGCUCUGCGCUGGGUGAAGGAGAACAUUGCAGCAUUCGGAGGAGACCCAAGCAGAGUUACUGUGUUUGGAUCCGGGGCCGGGGCCUCGUGUGUCAGCCUGCUCACCUUGUCUCACUACUCUGAGGACCUAUUCCACAGAGCUAUCAUUCAGAGUGGCAGUGCUUUAGCCAGUUGGGCUGUCAACUACCAACCCAGCAAGUAUGCCCGUCAGCUUGGUGAGAGGGUGGGCUGCGGCAUCGACGACAGCACUCAACUGGUCGCCUGCCUUCAGGGCCGGAGCUACCGUGAACUUGUGGAGCAGAGCAUAACACCGGCAAAAUAUCACACAGCUUUUGCCCCGGUGAUUGAUGGUGAUGUUAUACCUGAUGACCCCCAGAUUCUGAUGGAGCAGGGAGAGUUUCUGAACUACGACGUGAUGCUGGGGGUUAAUCAGGGCGAGGGCGUGAAGUUUGUAGAGGGCAUUGUGGACUCAGAAGACGGUGUCACGGCUGAGGACUUUGACUUUGCAGUGUCAGACUUUGUGGACAGUUUGUAUGGAUACCCAGAAGGCCGAGAUACAUUGAGAGAGAGCAUAAGGUUCAUGUACACGGACUGGGCGGACAGGGACAAUGCAGAAACUCGGCGGAAGACUCUGGUAGCUCUAUUCACAGACCACCAAUGGGUGGCGCCAGCAAUCGCCACAGCUGACCUCCACGCUCAGUAUGGAUCCCCCACAUACUUCUACUCCUUUUACCACCACUGCCAGAGUGAUGCCACACCGCCUUGGGCUGACUCUGCUCAUGGUGACGAGGUGCCCUAUGUGUUCGGUGUGCCCAUGGUGGGACCUACUGAUUUGUUCAACUGUAACUUCUCCAAGAACGACGUGAUGCUGAGCGCUGUUGUGAUGACUUACUGGACCAACUUUGCCAAGACUGGUGACCCAAACCAGCCGGUUCCUCAAGAUACCAAGUUCAUCCACACUAAACCUAACCGUUUUGAAGAAGUGGCCUGGUCUAAGUACACCCCUAAAGAGCAGCUGUACCUCCACAUUGGCCUGAAGCCGCGUGUCAGAGACCACUACCGUGCCACCAAAAUCUCCUUCUGGCUCCAGCUGGUCCCUCACUUGCAUCAUGUCAACGAGCUCCUCCAAUCUGUGUCCUCCUUCACCCAUAGUCCCUCUCCACAGGAUGACACUCCUUAUUCUUACACCAAGCGUCUAGCCAAAGGUUGGCCGCCUAGUAGCACACGACACCCAGGUUCACAAGCAGGUACUCCACAGCCACCAGAGUCUGCUUUAGGCCAAGGUGGAGGGGAAGACGGGGUCCGUGUCCCCAAUGAGGACUACUCAACUGAACUCUCAGUGACGAUUGCGGUGGGAGCGUCACUGUUAUUUCUUAACAUCCUUGCGUUUGCGGCUUUGCUGUACAAGAAAGACAAGAGGCGUCUGGAGCAUCGCCGGCCACGUCCACUUCCUCCCCCGAGACGAGACAUCACACCUGCAGAUGUUGCGGCCCACCUACAGGGUGAGGGACUGAUGUCUUUACAGGUAAAGCAACUAGAGUGUGAUGCAGCAUCAGCAGACGAGAGGAACAACACUCACCACCAUCACACUCUGGAUACGCUAGACGCCCUGGACGGCAUGGACACCCAGGACAUCUACAGCACACUGGACACUGUGCGCCUCACUUGCCCGCCUGACUACACCCUCACCCUGCGCCGCUCGCCUGACGACGUCCCCCUCAUGACCUCUCUGACCCCAGGAUCACUGCCUGUGACUCCUGGAUCACAUCCUGUUACCCCGGCAACGCCGAUGACCCCCAUGACGCCUGGAUCAGUGGUGGGGAUGAGGAUGGGGCAUCCGCACCAGGGAUACACACACCAUAGCCCAUAUAGUAAUACACACUUGCCACACACACACAUCUCCACGCACACACACUCCACCACGCGUGUAUAACCGCAGCAAGAUACUUGCACACCCAGGGACAUAAUUACGACACCAACACACUAACUAACCACACACCACCACACACACACACACACCACACACCACACACACACACACACACACACAACACACACACACACACACACACACACACACACACACACAACACACACACACACACCACACACAACAAAAGACUUAAUACCUCUACUAAUUACCCUGCAGAUUGUUACAGAUGGGUGACAGAAAGACAUUUUCAGUAACGGGAUGAAAAGACAGACAGCUGUGUGUUGCACGUCGGGGAAUUGAAGACAAACUGGAUCCCGGGAGAUGCAGUUCUAUGCAUCAUUCGCUCAUAACCUUGAACAAGACGAACCAAGACAUCAACCCUGCUUUGGAUAUUAAAAUGUCUGCUUUUUCUACACCUGAGGAGGAAGAGGAGGAGCGCUGUGGAAAAAGGGUCAGUUAAGGAUCAGUUUACAUCUCCUACUGUACCUGUGCUGCACAGUAAGGCAGUGCUGAGACUGAGCAGAUGCAGAACUGAGCUAAGAAGUUCUACACACACACAGACUGCUGGUGUCAACUUGAACAACCUGUGAAAUGUGAAUGUAGCAUUUUUUUUUCUUUCAUUAAAAGAUCAAGGGCCCUAUCUGCCAAGGAUCAAACUAAGCUGAGGAGAAUAUAACAACAUUUCAGCAAGAGAUGGAUGUAAAGACAGGCAGAGAGGAAGAGGGUAUAAAAAAAAACAUUAGCUGAAGGAAAAGAUGGUCAGAUGGUGUGAAAGAGAUUGAGAUUUUACUGCGAGGGAUUUAACAGUUGUGAGAGCGAGAAAGACAAAGUGAGAUAGAGUGAUAUGGAAAACACAGGAAAGUGUGCCAAGAGAAAGAAAUUAGCUUCAGAAGAUGGAAGGGCCUCUGAAGUGUUGUCAGACUUAUUGAAGAAUCACUUUAACCAGCUAUGUGUUAAACUCUUGUAAAUAGACUGGAAAGAUACAGAUGAUAUAUUAUGAUUUAUAGCAUUUACCUGCUCUUGCAUUCAAACAUGACUUAUUUAACCACAUUAUUGCUUUCAUUUCAGAUAUUACUAUAUUAUUGUAUAGGUGUCCUGAAGCAAGGCUGGUUGUCUUUCUAUCUCACCCACUGUAUUAUGUACACAGUACCUUUAUGUAAAGGAUAUAUUUGCUAUGCACAGUCAUUCAAUAAUUCUUAACUGUGUAAACAUCUCGAAACCUGAAUAGUAGUUGUUUGACCAUUGGAUGAUGAGCUAGUACUGUGUAAAUAAUGCAAAAUUGGUUUGAUGAUUGAGUACCAGCCAAAAACCAUGACUCUUAACCCUCUAAUCCUAAUCCUUUCCCGUUCUCCUUUCCCCCCUUGUUCCUUACAUAUCUCUUAAAGGUCUAAUAAACCCAACCUUAAUUAAUGUGUUUGCAGACAGACAGGUGGUGAUGAUUCAGGGGCGUCCCACGACAGAGCGUGUCCCAAAAAUACCAAGAAUGCUUUCUUGUAUUUGUCUGUACAUUUCACUUCUUACCAGGGGCCCCAGUAUUUCUUGAGCCCCUAGAGCCCCCCUGCUUGAACUGCCUAAUGCUGACUGAAACCUUAUUUAACUAACAAUUGUUGACGCUUCAAAUCUCAGUGUCACCCAUAGUCUGUAGAAAAAUGUGGAUCUGUCACCCUCAUUUUAAUUAAAGCUUGGAGUUCUGUUUACUAUCUGCCACCAUGUUGUCAAUUGUUCAGAGCCAAAUUUGAUUAAUUAGGCAGAGCCUGGGCGGAGCUGAGGAGGGAUAAUCAGCGGCUUGAUGUGAAAGUUCACACUGAUGGCAAACGCACCUCCAAACAAUGCUUUUUAAGCACUAAUAUCCACUUAAUGCAGUCAUAUUUUUUUCAAAUGGCCACCAAGACAUUAAUUAUAAAAAAAACUCACCAACAUCUUGUGGCAAUAAUAUAUGAUUUUAUUUCAGAGAAAAAUUCCUGCUGACUUCACAGUGAGUGCUUGAGGGCAGUGGUAGUUACUGCUAUCACAACGCGAUUGGCAGGUUUCAUGAAAUCAGUUUUUACAAAUUCAUUUGACAAAAGAUGCGGCAGACAUAGCUGUCAUUAAUAAAUUACAAAUGGUCAAACUCUGUCUAUUUAUCUGGUUUAUAAUGUAAAGAUAAAAACCCUAUACAGUAUAUUAUCUAAACAGCAAACCCCAAACUCCCAACCCUUGAUCCUAACAAGUAACUUAACAAAAGGCCAUAAAUUGGAUAUUGUAACUUUCCUGUUUUAUCCUCUUUCCCUUCUCCUCCUUUUCUCCAUACCCUAAACUGUCCCAUUACCCCACUACCCCAGUCCUGCCCCCCCAGCCUCAUCUGUGUGACUACAUGCAGCUUUCUCACAAUGAGGCCUAUUUAACCUCCUAUCAUCCUAAGUAACUUCUUCAUGAGAGAUUUUAGUUAAUUGUCAACAGAAUACGUGAAAAAUGAAAGCCGAACAAUUUGUGGAUGACAAGCAAAGAACUUUUACAAAACGAUAUAAAAUAACAUUUAAUGGAUGUUUGAUUGACUGAAUAUUUUUUUCAUAUGGGUUUAUUGACUCAGCGGAUGCCUGGAUUGUGUCAAGCAUAAAACAUUUCUGCUGCAUUUUUGAAAAAUAAAAAUACCAGUAUUUUACAAUU